Messenger RNA from Centropristis striata (black sea bass), 3854 nucleotides. RefSeq names its product GTP binding protein 1, like (gene gtpbp1l). The record is from RefSeq and is a predicted model, not a curated record. Gene Ontology annotation, molecular function: GTP binding; translation elongation factor activity; GTPase activity. NCBI's taxonomy places the organism in Eukaryota, Metazoa, Chordata, Actinopteri, Perciformes, Serranidae. Gene Ontology annotation, biological process: translational elongation. Bases 106 to 2079 code for a protein of 657 amino acids. The transcript is spliced from 14 exons.
UGUCUCCAUUCAAUGAUGGGCGUGCCUAACAGUCAGUGCACAGAAACCGAAGCUAACCUGAAUAAACAUCUAAGUUAGCUCACCAGCUAGUUAGCAACUUCUGAAAUGGCGUCGUUAGCGGCGACAGAACCAGCGAUAUGCCCGGGUGCAAUACCGGCAGCAGAGUCCAUAGUGCCCGCUUGUAUGUUUGCACCGGACCGGGGAUGUGCCGACGAUCCAUCCGCUGAAGAGGGCUUCGAGGACGGCGAGGACACAAACGGCGAGUCCGCGGAUCAUUUAGACUUAAGCAGCAAGGUGGUCCUAGUGAGUCCAACAGGACAACAGUAUGAUUCAUUACUACGGCAUCUGAGGGAGCAGAUAGAUGAAGGCUGCGGAGAGACUAUCUAUGUGGUUGGAAUGGGCUCAGAUGGGGGUGACUAUGGUCUGGAUGAGAAGGACAUGGAGGCAUCGGUCGCAACAGUGCGGUCGCUGUGUGAACAGAUUGAGGCUGACCUGAUCUUGCUGAGAGAGAGGACAGACACUGGCGGAAAAAUUCGGGACUACCUCAUCCGCCGGCGGGUGGGAGAGCAGGAUUUCCUGGAAGUCAGAGUGGCGGUGGUAGGGAAUGUGGACGCAGGGAAGAGCACUCUGCUCGGGGUUCUGACCCAUGGUGAGCUGGACAAUGGCAGAGGCUUCGCUCGUCAGAAGCUCUUUAGACACAAACAUGAAAUGGAGAGCGGCAGGACCAGCAGUGUGGGCAAUGAUAUCCUGGGUUUUGACCAGGAGGGACAGGUGGUGAACAAGCCAGACAGUCACGGUGGCGGCCUAGACUGGACAAAGAUCUGUGAAAAAUCAUCAAAAGUCAUCACCUUCAUUGACCUGGCUGGCCACGAGAAGUACCUCAAGACCACUGUCUUCGGCAUGACGGGGCACCUACCAGAUUUCUGCAUGCUCAUGGUCGGCAGUAACGCUGGCAUCGUUGGCAUGACCAAAGAGCAUCUGGGUCUGGCUCUGGCCCUUAAUGUUCCCGUGUUUGUUGUGGUUACUAAGAUAGAUAUGUGUCCAGCCAACAUCCUGCAAGAAACACUAAAAUUGUUGCAGAGGUUAUUAAAGUCACCAGGCUGCAGAAAAAUACCCGUGCUGGUCCAGAACAAGGAUGAUGUCAUUGUCACAGCCUCCAACUUCAGCUCUGAGAGGAUGUGUCCAAUUUUCCAAAUCUCAAAUGUGACAGGGGAGAACAUGGAUCUGCUGAAGAUGUUCCUCAACCUCCUCUCUUCUAGGACCAACUUCAGCAACGAUGAGCCUGCUGAGUUCCAAAUAGACGACACAUACUCAGUACCGGGUGUGGGCACAGUAGUUUCUGGGACUACGUUACGUGGGAUGAUACGGCUCAACGACACGCUGCUCUUAGGCCCAGACCCAUUGGGCACUUUCAUCCCCAUUGCAGUUAAAUCCAUCCACCGCAAGAGGAUGCCUGUGAAAGAGGUUCGCGGUGGUCAGACGGCAUCCUUUGCCCUCAAAAAGAUCAAACGUUCAUCGAUAAGGAAAGGCAUGGUGAUGGUUUCCCCGAAGCUGAUGCCACAGGCCACCUGGGAGUUUGAGGCUGAGAUUUUGGUGCUUCACCACCCCACCACGAUAUCCCCAAGAUACCAGGCCAUGGUCCACUGUGGCAGCAUCAGGCAGACAGCCACCAUCCUGACCAUGAACAAAGACUGUCUGCGGACAGGGGACAAGGCCACAGUCCACUUCCGCUUCAUUAAGACUCCCGAGUACCUGCACUGUGACCACAAACUGGUGUUCAGGGAAGGACGCACGAAAGCUGUGGGCACCAUUACAAAGCUUCUUCAAGCAGUGAACACCCAGGCAGCGAAGGCCCAGCAGUCCAAGAUGCAGGCGAGUAAAAAGAUGUUUAAAGACGGAACGGCAGCCAGUGAGGAGGCUGGAUCAACUGCACGACCGCCUAGCCCUAAUGCAGCACAGCUACCACUCAAAUCAGGAGGCGGAGGACGCAGAAGAGGUGGUCAGAGACAUCGAGGGAAAGGUCUGAACGCUGCAACAAUCUCUACAGCGGUGCCUGCAGGAGCAGCCGGCACAGCCUAAACACACAUCAUCUCAUGUACCUUUUACAGGGAGGGAAAGUGACUGCACGGCCCUCCACUGGAUGCAUACAAGAACAAUAUGCACGUUUCUUUUUAAUGAUAGUUCAACAAUAUGAUCAUUCAGAGUGAUUUUUUUUCCACAUUAAGUCAAUUUAAAGCUUUAUUUGUGUAAUUAUUUGUGGGCUGCCGAGGAUUAUACUGAGUUUUUAUUUAGUUUCAUUGCAGUUUUUCUGCAAUUUGUAGAUUACAUGAUAUAACCUUUUCUAUUUUAAUACAAAAGCUUUGAGGGUGUCCAUCUUGUUUAUAGUUCAUCAGAACGUUUAUAGCAUUAGCUGUUUUCACCAGCCAACAGAGGCAUCAGUCACUUUCCCUGCCUGAACACUCUUUUUUUUUUUUUCUUCUGUUCAUCUUCUUUCCUCAUUGUUCAUCCUCUUGUGUUCACCUUCAUCUGACUUUCAUUAAUGCACCUCUUUCGGACGGCACCAGGGUCGGAGUGUACAUACUGCCAUGUUAGACACAUGAGGAAGAAGACUGUGGUUGAAAACAGUGUUUUUCUUUUGCAAAGCUCCUCAUUGAGAUUGGCAGUUUGUAUUUACACUGGGAAUUGACUGAAUUUAAAGGGAAUUGAUGCCAAUCUUAGGUGUAUUCUUGUCUGUGACAAGAAGAACCUAAAGUGAAAAGUUUGCUUGAAGGCAGGAAAAGAAAUUACAGCAGUUUGUUAAGAUUUGUAGUUAUGUCUGUUUACCUUACCAUUCUAUUGGAUCGUAGCUGAGGUUGUCCUCUGGAAAUCACCUUCUGAAGAUUUGCGUUCCCGGGGUUUGGUGAAUUUUGUUGCCAGGCGACAGAAAAGUUAUUGUCAAGUUAUCGUCCUAUGUUGGACUCGUGGCCACUAUACUGCACUGUUCACCAGUCUUCACAUGUCGUGAAACAUCUCAUAGAUAAAGAGCAAAACAGUCGCUCAUCCAUGUGAUCUAUACUGCAAUAUAAAGGUAAUUUUAUCAUUGUUUUCCCUCCUUUUUGGGCCAGCAUUGCAGGUUAGCUAGAUCCAGAUCAUGCAACCAAGAUAAAGGCCUGACGUGGCCUUGUUUUUUUUUUUAACCAAAAAUGAAUGUCAUCCGUCAGAACGGCACAUCAGUAACCCAAGCAGACAUUUCUUCCAUUUCGAUGCAGUCUGACCCCAAAAAACCCAGAAGCUGAUAAGCACAAAAAUGAUUCAUUCAGCAGUGGUGUUCAACACCUUAAAUGUCAAAAAGCCAAGUAAGAACAUAUUUAAUUCACUUCAAAUUAUGCUUCUGUGACUUGAGUGUCUGCACAUAUCUCUUUGCACUCCAUGUGAAUCAGAAUGUGGCUGCAAAACCGAUAUUCAAAAUCCAAAUGUGUGUUAGACACAAGAAGUCCAUGUUCUCAUGUGACCAGAGAUUAAACAUCUUUUUGGUGCGUACUGUAUCAGUAAUUUACAGAUAUUUUAUAUGAUGAGUUUUUACUCCAGUGGUCAGUCAGCCAGAUAAAAGUGGCAGAAAUUGUGUGAUGUGUUUGUUCAGAUUCUAAACACAGCAGCUGAUAGUGUGCAAGUUAAUGGGACUCUUCUAUAAUAAUAAUUAUUGAUCACCUACAACUAAACUAAAAACUCUGUUUACUUGCCACAUUUUAAUACAGCAACAGACAACCUUUUGUUUGCAUUUUUUCACUGGUUUUAUCAAGUUGUUUGAUGGUCCUCUUCCCAGUUUUGAGAUCAUAUUGGGAGGUAACAAUAAAUUGUUGUUUUUUUCCCAAAAA